This is a messenger RNA of Trichobilharzia regenti, 2385 nucleotides long. NCBI's taxonomy places the organism in Eukaryota, Metazoa, Platyhelminthes, Trematoda, Strigeidida, Schistosomatidae. The record is from the annotation of a GenBank genome assembly.
AUGGAUUCUAGUGUUUGUACAGUCAAUAGUCUAUCUGAAUUGAAUGAUUUAGUCGAGAAGUCGAAUUGUGCUAAAGUGAAUGUCUCAAAUGAAAUUAAAGACAUUUUAGCCAGAAGAACCCAAAUUGAAGAAAAUUUAAAGAAAAUCAACUCUUUAAUACCUGAUUUUCAUAAAUUACAGUUGAAUGCAGAGAAUUCAUCAAAACUUGUCGGUUGUGCAUCAGAACUUGCUCUGCAACUUAGUGGAAAAGUAGAACAGUUGGAUUUUGUAAAGAAUCAUGUAUUAAAAUGUGUAGAAAAGUUGAACCAUGUUAUUACAUUGAAAAAUUCUGCACUUGGUGUAAAACGUUGUCUGUUGGAUUCUAAGUUGGAUGAAGCAGCUAGUUAUGUAUAUACUUACUUGGGAAUGGAAAAAGAUGUCCUGUCUCUUGUGAUGCGAUUAGUAGCAGAUGAUCCCGAUAACAACCCCUUGACAACGCUAGAUGAAUGUCAAAAAGUACUCGUGAAAAAAGCUAUUAAUCAAUUUGAUGAAUAUGCCACCCAACGAGAUGAAAAGAAUAUUGUCAACUUGUUGAAAAUAUUUUUCUUAUUGGGUGAAACUAACGAAGGCAUACAACGUUUCGCUGGAUAUCUAUGCACAAAUAUAACGGGGAAAUGUGAAACUUUAUUAACUUUUCAUAAGGCGUCGACAUCGUCAUCUACAUCAGAGUCUCCUGGUUUUGUAUGGGCUAAUCUUAUCACUGAAAUGCUGGAAUUUGUUGCUGACACCCUAAAGAAUAAUGCUAUUUAUGUGGAAACAUAUUGUGGUCCAGGAAAUGUAUUCAACCUUGUCGCCUCUGUACAAUCUGUUGUCGAUAAAUAUGUACAGUGUGUUAUUGAACGUUACCUUUAUCAUCAUCGUUUAGAUGAACUGUGCUCAAUGACCAAAAAAUCAAAUACCAUGAAUUAUUUAAACAGCAAAAGAAGUGAUACAUCCAUACAGUCAAGUCAUAAAGAGAAGCUAUUGGAUUCCAACUCAUCCUCACAAUUGUCAUCAAAUGAUCAAGGAUUAGAUAAAAUAUUGACUAUUGAACCGAUUAUUGUUGAAAUGCUACAGAUGAUUACCUGUUCCGAGUUGUAUUUACGGUUUAUACAUCGGCGAAUUUUAGGUGAUGUAAAACAAUGCAAUCUGAGCGAGAAUGAUUACAAAUUAAAAGUCAAUGAAAUAUCCCAAUUUUUUAACAACUGUCAAAUUAUUCGUCAAGUUCAGGAUUUACUGGGUAAAUAUCUUAUCUUAGAAGAAUAUUAUCUACGAGUAACAAUUACAAAAGCACUGAAUUCGGAUGAAAUAGAUAAGUCGGGUAAUGUGUGGGGAUUUAUUGAUGAUGUAUUCUUUAUUACAAAGAAAAGUCUUAGUCGAUCAUUUCAAUCUGGUAACGUGGAUAGUAUCUGUGCUAUGGUGAAUCAUAGUUGUUCAAUUCUCACUGAUCGUAUGGUCAAUGAUACAUUGGCAAAUAGUGUUCGUGCUGGUUUCCCUUCAGGUUGGGUACAAGAUGCUUAUAGUUAUGUACAGAAUAGUGUUGCUGCAGCGGGUGGUACACUUAGUUCAACAGGAUCAGCUGUCAACGUGCCAACAAUCUCCUCAGCAUUCAACAAUGUAGUCGGUGGAUCCAAUUCACUGGCACGUUAUCAUUUCCUAAUUAGUAUAAAUAGUAUUGAAGCAUGUCAAAAGAAUUUGCAGGCUUUAGUGAAUCAUUUAGAGAAGGAGUUGACUUCAGUGUAUCAAAAUCAAGAGAAUAAUUUUCAAAAACUUCAUAUGUGUAUCACAGAGUUGAAUAUGUCAAUAGGUGAACAACUUCAACGACUACUUGAUUCAGCCUUCGAUCACCUGUCAACUGCAGUAGUACAAAGUCAAGUUAAAAGCCUCCUAAGUGGUUUCAAAUCGCUGAAAUAUGAUUUACUCGAGGAAGAUUUAGAUGUUUUGGCUGCUAACGACCCGUGGAUUGAAUCAUGUAUAGCUCAUACAGAAGACUUUCUUAAACCGUUCAGGUCUGUUUUAUCCACUGAAAAUAACGACAAACUUGUACUAAUAUUAAUUAAUGAAAUUCUACGUCAAGUCGACCAACUUAUCCAACGGAAGUCGUUUAGUCGAUUUGGAGCUGUCCAACUGGAGAAAGAAUUUCGUAGCCUGUUUUCCUAUUUGACUUCGAUAUCGUACACUCCUUUACGGGAUUAUUUUACGCGUAGUUUACAAAUUUGUAGACUGCUGAAUUUGGAUCGGAUUGAUGAAGUACAUUAUUACUGGAAUAGUUCUAAUUGGCGUCUUACGGCUCAAGAAGUGAGAAGUAUUCUAUCACUGAGACGUGAUUUCCCAGUGAAUGAAAUACGUGCGCUGAAACUUCAAUAA